AUGGGGUUGCAGAAAGUGUCGUCAUCUUCGUCCUCCUCGAAAAUCGCGAGUCCCUGCCAAGUCGUGCUGAAACAAGGCGACGGUCUUCGGAAAACUUCAGUCAAUGUUCAGGUGGCCAAUUUUUUCAAAUUUCAAUCACAAACAGCUCGCUGAAAAGGCGUUGCUUCAAGUUGCACCCGACCCAAAACGACUUGCGCGCAAAAGCAAAAAAAUACUUGAGUUAUACACGGAAAGUGCGAAAGGUCGAGGUAUUGGAAUAUAAUGAAACUUGGUAUAUAGGUACUCUCGAACACCCAGAAUCCAAAAAAGUUAAAAAAAAAGUGCGCAUUUUGCCUUCUAGUCGAGUUAUGACGCCUCAAAGAUUGCACGCGAAAAAUGCAUAAGAUAGGAGGAGGGAAUAUGUCGCGGCGGCUAACUCUAGCUGCCAGCAGGUUGCGUGGUGUAGUGGCUAGCGGCCUUGCGCUGUGGAAAUUCGGUUGCAGGUUCGAAUCCUUUUUGGUGCUAUCUAUUUUUGCCAAUGUAAAUUUGAAGAGUAUAUCAGUUUUUGAAGGCUUACAAAUGUUUAAAAAUGCUUUUUUUUCGAGAUUGAGGGCUGUUUAGGGCAUUAAGGCCCUCCUUGAGACUUUCAAAAUUUAUUGUUUUUUCUAGAAACUUAUUAAAGUUUUGAAGGUGAUCUUGAGGGAAUUCAGGAGUUUGAAGUCCCUCCGAAAAUUUUCUCAAUUUUUUUAAAAGCCACGGAUGAUUCCGAGAUUCAAGGAUAUUGCCGUUUUCUCAAAGCAUUUUCCCCUCAUAAUUUUCACCUUUUCUCAGGUAAAAGACAGCGACUCGUCACGACGGAACACGAUCGACCUGCAGAUCGGGGAAGGCCGGUCGCGAAAGAAUACUCUGGUCAAAGUGAACGGCGAAGUCGUCAGCCGACCUUCCGUCUCUGCUUCCAGUCCGACCAUCAAUAUACUCACUAACAACGAGGUUAGAAGCCUAGUUUCGAUUUUCAGGAUCAUUCGAAAAAUUCUAGCCUGUCUGCGCUCUCUUUUCCCUCACCGGGAAGGUCAUAGAAGCUCGAAAAUAG
Molecule: messenger RNA, 1069 nt
Organism: Caenorhabditis auriculariae
Lineage: Eukaryota; Metazoa; Nematoda; Chromadorea; Rhabditida; Rhabditidae
Source: the annotation of a GenBank genome assembly